Molecule: messenger RNA, 561 nt
Organism: Bursaphelenchus xylophilus (pine wood nematode)
Lineage: Eukaryota; Metazoa; Nematoda; Chromadorea; Rhabditida; Aphelenchoididae
Source: the annotation of a GenBank genome assembly
AUGUCGUCGAGGAUCGCGAGAUUAUGGCAGCCAGGAAACCCUCAGAUUCGAUGUUUUUUGCCGGAUUUCUGGAUGAGGUUUAACGAAACAUACGAUGUGGGAUAUCAAAGACUUCCUCAAAAUGCAGCGGAGUUUGAGGUGGAUCCUCAAAUGACCAAAUUUGAUAUUAGACAGUACUUGGAAAAGAUCUACAAUCUUCCAGUAAGGGAAGUUCGCACCAGAGUAAGUUAUUUUUCUUCAUUAUUUUUGUUACUUCUCAGAAUGUCAUGGGAAAGAUGAAGUAUGACAACCCCUUCAGUCACCGCUACAGAAGAGCGUAUUUCAAGGAACCUGAUCAAAAAUACGCCAUUGUGUUUUUCGUAAGUUAUGGGUGUAGAUAACGCAUUUUUAUGAAUUUAGAAGAAAGGAACAGUAAUCGAACACGAGGUAUUCGAAGAUCCUAAAGUCAUAAACUCCUUGAAGAAACAGUUCGCAACCAUGGAGAAACAGGCCGAUGCACAGACUCACAAUGAGAAGUUUGCAAAUCGAAAUCGUGGGAGGGUCGGCCGUUUAUUAGACUAA